This is a messenger RNA of Parastagonospora nodorum SN15, 828 nucleotides long. RefSeq lists its product as hypothetical. Lineage: Eukaryota; Fungi; Ascomycota; Dothideomycetes; Pleosporales; Phaeosphaeriaceae. The record is from RefSeq and is a predicted model, not a curated record. The transcript has 2 exons. Bases 1 to 828 code for a protein of 275 amino acids.
AUGUCCAGCGACGAGCGACCAACGGGCCUCAAGGCCAACAAGGGCAUCGAGCUUCUCACAUUUGGAACCCCCAAUGGCUGGAAAGCUUCCAUUCUCCUCGAGGAAUUGAAGGAGACGUACGGCAAGGACUUCACAUGGCAGUCAAUCAACAUUUCACAAAACAUCCAGAAGGAGGAGUGGUUCACAAAGCUGUGGCCCCAAUGGCCGCAUCCCAGUGAUUGUAGACCACGACCAGGGUGGUUUCGCCGUGCAGGAAGGUCUUGCCAAGCUUAUGAACAUCCAGCUAUCCUCACAUACCUCACCCGCAAUUACGACCCCGAGUACAAAUUCACCUUUAAAGACCCUCUGGAUUACUCGAGGGCUGAGCAAUGGAUGGCAUGGCAGCACGGCGGUCUCGGCCCCAUGCAGGGACAGGCCAACCACUUCAACCGCUUCGCAAAGGAGCGCAUCGCAUACGGCAUGCAGCGCUACACCGGCGAGACUGAGCGCCUCGUUGGCAUUCUCGACACACAACUCAAGAGCAACGACUACCUCGUUGGCAACAAGUACAGCAUUGCAGACAUUGCGAGCUUUGGCUGGAUCCACAUGCUCCGAUUCUCAGGUGUCGACUUGGAUCGCUUCCCCAACCUGAAGGCGUGGUGGGAGCGCAUCAACGCGCGACCCGCUGUGCAGAAGGGCUUGAACAUCCCGUCUAAGCCCGGUAUUGGCAACGACGGGUACCUCCAGAAGCUGAAGGACGACCCAGAGUUUGCGCAAAAGGAGAAGGAGCUUGCAGAGCAGAUCCAGAAGGCGAAGGAGCAGUACGGCUACAAGUACUCGUCGCCGUGA